Molecule: messenger RNA, 2676 nt
Organism: Miscanthus lutarioriparius
Lineage: Eukaryota; Viridiplantae; Streptophyta; Magnoliopsida; Poales; Poaceae
Source: the annotation of a GenBank genome assembly
AUGGCGGGCGGCGAGGAGAAGGCGAAGAGCGAGAGGCUCGGGGGCGCGCCGAUGGGGGCGACAGCCACGGAGAGGGGCGAGGCGCUUCCCUUCGCGCGCUCGAUGCCGCUCGACAUCAGCGACGUGGACGCCGUGCUGCAGCGGGCCGCGGGGGCCAACCAGCUCGCUGUGGUGGCGUCCGUCUCCUCCGACAACACUCACCUCCUCAUCGACCCGCCGGAUGCGAUGGGGGAGACGGACGACGAGAGGCGGGCGCUGCGGAAGGAGCUGGAAGCGCUUCUCGCCACCAUCCCCAUUGUCCCUAGGCCUUGCAGAUUGCCGUGUGAUAGUCAGAUCACCGGUGAGGAGCUUGAUGCUUAUGAGCGGUGGGAUUUCCUGAUGUGGCGAAAGAAACUUGUGAGAGUGGAGCAGGAUUAUAAUCUUGUCUUUACCCCAUACGAGAAGAAUAUUGACAUCUGGAGACAGCUGUGGGGAGUUCUUAAAUGCAGUGAUUUGUUGGUUAUGGUAGUGGAUGCUCGAGAUCCAUUAUUUUACCGCUGCCCUGAUCUUGAGGCAUAUGCAAAGGAAAUUGAUGAGCACAAGAGAACAAUGCUCCUUGUUAACAAGGCUGAUCUGUUGCCGUUAAAUAUCAGUGACAUCAUUUUACAUUUGUUUAAUGCAGGAAGAGAUGGGCUGAUUAUUUUAAGGCACAUGAUAUUCUCUGUGUUCUGGUCGGCUAAGGCUGCCACUGCCACAUUAGAAGGCAAGAAGUUAAGUGGAUACUCUGAAGAAGAAUCUGCUUCACUUGAUUUGGAUACCAAGAUAUAUGGUAGAGAUGAACUGCUGAUGAAGCUGCAAGCUGAGGCAGAAUCUAUUGUAACUCAGAGAAGGACCUCAGCUUCUGUAGAUGAUCAGGAAGCCAGUUCUUCAGAUUCUGUUUCUUCAGUGGCUAAGCAUGUAGUUGUUGGAUUUGUUGGUUAUCCAAAUGUUGGAAAGAGUUCAACAAUAAAUGCUUUGGUUGGGGAGAAGAGGACUGAUGUUACUCACACACCUGGCAAGACAAAACAUUUCCAGACACUGAUAAUCUCUGAAGAGCUCACUCUGUGUGAUUGCCCUGGUCUGGUCUUCCCAUCCUUUUCAAGCUCAAGGCAUGAGAUGGUGGCAUGUGGUGUGCUGCCGAUCACUAGGAUGACAAAGUACCGGGAAGCUAUUCAAGUGGUGGCAGAUCGUGUCCCAAGGGAUAUCCUUGAGCAGAUUUACAAAAUCACCUUGCCGAAGCUAAAGCCAUAUGAACCUCAGUCUCGGCCGCCAAUUGCUGCUGAGCUGUUGCGGGCAUACUGUGCUUCUCGUGGGCUUGUCAGCCAAGCCAGUCUGCUGGAUGAGUUCAAGGCUGCUCAACAGAUACUGAAGGAUUAUAUUGAUGGUAAAAUCCCACACUAUGAACCCCCUCCUGGUGUAACAGACUCUGAGGCAGAUUGGGAACAGAUAUCAUGUAGUCCAACUACUUCAGCCAAUGAGAUGGGCACGCAUCAGCACGAAUUCAGCUUACCCAGAUUUGACGAGACUUGUCAAAAUUUGCCUACACCCUCUUGGAAGAACAUUGACACCUGCUUUGACACCUGGAAGCAGCUCUGGAAAGUCCUCAAGGGCUGUGAUUUCUUGCUUUUGGUAGUUGAUGCACGAGAUCCGUUACUCUCCCGCUGCCCAGAACUUGAGGCAUAUGCAAUGGAAAUUGACGAACACAAGAGAACAAUGCUCCUUGUUAACAAGGCUGAUCUGUUGCCGUUAAAUAUCAGGAAGAGAUGGGCUGAUUAUUUUAAGGCAAAUGAUAUUCUCUAUGCGUUCUGGUCGGCUAAGGCUGCCACUGCCACAUUAGAAGGCAAAACGUUAAGUGGAUACUCUGAAGAAGAAUCUGCUUCACUUGAUUUGGAUACCAAGAUAUAUGGCAGAGAUGAACUGUUGAUGAAGCUGCAAGCUGAGGCAGAAUCUAUUGUAGCUCAGAGAAGGACCUCAACUGCUGUAGAUGAUCCGGAAGCCAGUUCUUCAGAUUCUGUUUCUUCAGUGGCUAAGCGUGUAGUUGUUGGAUUUGUUGGCUAUCCAAGUGUUGGAAAGAGUUCAACUUUAGAUGCUUUAGUUGGUGAUGAGAAGGCGACUGGUGUUUCUCACACACCUGGCAAGAUAAAGCUUGUUCUCUAUGAUUGUCCUGGUCAUUUUUUACCUUCCUUUUCAGUCUUAAGUUAUGGUUUGUUACUAGAAGAGGGGAUUAGUUUUGAACAUAGAGGAAAGGUAAAUGAUGGCUUGGGUGGGAUGACCAGGAGGUUGAAGGUUUUAGCAGAAGAUAUCAGAGUCUGGUUGCAGUCCACUUGUGAAGUCAAGGUUUUAAUUGAGCUCUAUCUCAAGGUUGGAAAAGGAAUUGCGUGGUUGAUUGAUGAAAAUGAGCGUGGCAUAACUGAAGUGACAAAACUAUUGAAGAAUAUGAUAUGUGAUUUUGAAACCAUUAAUGCCAAUCUUGAGUCAAAGAAAAAUCUAUCUAGAAAAAUAAAUGGGGAAUCGGUCAAAGUAUUCGAAGGCCGCUACUUACAGGACUUCAUAAUAGUGAAAUUGUGGAUAGUUAAACAUUUGGAGUUCUUAUUAGCUAAGUUGUCACUGUGGAAGGGUGAUUCUAGCCCUUCUCUUCUUGUUGAUGAUGUUCACUAG